GUUCUUCGUGCUACACAUUUUCCUCUGUGGUUGCUUCUCCUCUACUUCUCAGACUCCAUAUCGAAGCUUCAUAAUAGUUGCUAACAUACUGUAAUCAAUUCGAGAAAGUUCAGAAUAACGAAGAUACAGAGUGAGAGAUAUGGGAAACUGCUGGCCGAAGCCCGUAGAUGAUCUUCCCAGCACCAACAAUAUCAAACCUACUACCAUAGGCACAGUUCAAGAUAAUGCACAGUCCACCAAGAACAAGAUUAUCAACACCAGAAAAUCAUCCUCAUCGCCAUCACCGGCUGAUCUAGGUGGUGAAGGAGGAGGUGGUGAUGAUGAUGGUCAAACUGUUCCUCCAAGCGGUCAAAUUAUUGGUCCAAACUUGAAACUGUACACUUUUGCUGAACUGAAAAGAGCAACAAGAAAUUUCAGGCCUGAUACUUUGUUAGGAGAAGGAGGCUUUGGGAGGGUGUUCAAGGGUUGGGUUGACAAUAAUACAUAUUCACCUUCAAGAGUUGGUGUUGGAAUCCCAGUUGCUGUCAAAAAAUCAAAUCCAGAUAGUGCACAAGGAUUAAAGGAAUGGCAGGCGGAGGUAAAGUUCUUGGGAAAAUUUUCCCAUCCGAAUCUGGUCAAGUUAUUAGGUUACUGUUGGGAAGAGAGACAAUUUCUUCUCGUCUAUGAAUACGUGCAGAAGGGAAGUUUAGAAAGCCACCUUUUCAGAAGGGGAAUAGGCGAACCAAUUCCUUGGGAUACAAGGAUCAAAAUAGCAAUAGGAGCGGCUAGAGGACUUGCUUUCUUGCACACUAAGGAAAAGAGUGUCAUAUACAGAGAUUUUAAGGCAUCAAACAUUUUGCUUGAUGGGGAAUUCAAUGCAAAACUUUCCGAUUUCGGACUUGCCAAGUUAGGUCCGAUUGAUGGUAAUUCACACGUAACGACUAAGGUUGUUGGCACGUAUGGCUACGCAGCUCCCGAGUACAUGGCCACAGGUCAUUUGUACGUGAAAAGCGAUGUCUAUGGGUUCGGAGUGGUAUUGCUGGAAAUAAUAACAGGCCUACGAAUCCUCGAUCCGAAUCGGCCCAAUGGACAAACUAACCUGGUUGAUUGGGCCAGGCCUUUGUUACCAAAUAAGAAGAAGUUGAGACGACUAAUGGAUCCACGUCUUGAGAAUCAAUACCCAUCCAAAGGUGCAUUUCGAACAGCCAAACUCAUAAUAAAGUGUCUUGAGCCUCACCUAAAACUCCGGCCUGAUAUGGAACAAGUUUUGGAGACUUUAGAACAAAUUAGUACAAUACAAAUGACACCAAAGGACUUAAAAGCUCAAACUAGCCAAGAACAACGGCAUGGAGAUGGUCGUAGCCUGCAUCACCAUUGAUCGGUCGGACCUAGCGGCGGAAAUCUUCCACAUAAUAAUUUACCCAGAAACCGGAGUUACUGAUUAAUACUAGUAGUUGUGUUUUUACUUGUACAUGUCUGAGCCAUUGGCUUGGAAACACUAUAUGGAUCUUGGUGUUGGCAUAAAAGUGGAAGACCCUACAUUUUUGCAGAAGUUGACCGGUUAUUCCCCUUACCAGGGCCUAUGUGGCCUUGGUAAUGAAGCAUUCUUCGAAGUUGACCCAACUCAAGAACCCAAUUAUAGCUUGUUGAUAUUGUAGCACUUUUGUCCGAGAAUAAUGUUAUUUAGUAUUAGUGGUUUUGAAAAUCAGUUUAAGCAUCAGCAUACUACAGGCCCUAUUAAAUGAGCCAUUAUUCGUUAUAUUUAAUUGAGCCUGUAAUUUAAUGUUAGUAAUGUUGCCAACUAGACUAGUGUUAUUAUCAGUAGUGUUAAAUAGUGUUGUUCAUUGAUUCACUUACUUUUUCAAACCCCGUACGAGGAAUGAAGUAGUCUAUAAGUCAUUUCAUUA
This is a messenger RNA of Olea europaea var. sylvestris, 1886 nucleotides long. Its product is annotated as probable serine/threonine-protein kinase PIX13. The transcript is spliced from 6 exons. Bases 140 to 1357 code for a protein of 405 amino acids. NCBI's taxonomy places the organism in Eukaryota, Viridiplantae, Streptophyta, Magnoliopsida, Lamiales, Oleaceae. Gene Ontology annotation, biological process: protein phosphorylation. Gene Ontology annotation, molecular function: protein kinase activity; ATP binding. The record is from RefSeq and is a predicted model, not a curated record.